AUGGGCGAUCGUGGGAAUGUAUUUUACGCGCCUACGGGUGAGACGACCGAAUGGGAAGACAUUCUUGUGAAAAAGGGUAUUCUUGCACCCAAGACGAAGGUACCGGAUGAGACAGAAGAAGAAGAAGAAGACGUGGAUCCACGUGAAAAGGCGACGCUGGACGAACUGGAGGAGAUGGAGGAUGAUUACGAUGAUGAUGCUGAGCUUGCACGUAUACGUGAACGACGUAUACAGGAGAUGAUGGCACAGGCAUCACGUAAUAAAUUUGGUGACGUCCAUUGUAUUUCCAAGGACGAGUGGACCAAGGAAGUGACGGACGGGAGCAGUGAGCAUUGGGUGAUUGCUUAUCUCUGGGACGAAGCGCUCGAAGAGUGUAAAGUCAUGGACCACGUACUACGUGAAGUGGCCAAGAAGCACCGAGAUGUCAAGUUUGUGAGUAUUCAGGCUCAGGCUUGUAUUGAAAAGUGGCCAUCACGGAAUUGUCCGACGCUCUUUAUGUAUCACAAAGGGGUACUUCAGAACCAGCUCUUGGGCAUCCGGAAGCUCAAUGGACUUGACAUGAAGAGUCAAGAUUUGGAGGAAUACUUGGCCAAGGCCAAUGUUUUUCAAGUGGAUGGUUGA
Molecule: messenger RNA, 621 nt
Organism: Peronospora farinosa
Lineage: Eukaryota; Oomycota; Peronosporomycetes; Peronosporales; Peronosporaceae
Source: the annotation of a GenBank genome assembly